This is a messenger RNA of Phragmites australis (common reed), 1571 nucleotides long. Its product is annotated as BTB/POZ and TAZ domain-containing protein 2-like. Gene Ontology annotation, molecular function: protein binding. Gene Ontology annotation, cellular component: nucleus. Lineage: Eukaryota; Viridiplantae; Streptophyta; Magnoliopsida; Poales; Poaceae. The transcript has 4 exons. The record is from RefSeq and is a predicted model, not a curated record. The coding region runs from base 223 to 1254 and encodes 343 amino acids.
ACGCUUGCCUUCCUUGCCUUGCCUCGCACUAUAUAGCUGUCGCUGAGCUUGAGCUGCUUUCCGCAUCCCCCUCCCGGUUCACGAAGCCGGGAGAUUCAUUUUUGCGCCAGUUCGUUGGGUUCCGUUGAUCAUUUCGUGGCCAGUUAGAAUUCUAGGUAGACCCAGCUUGUUGUCUUGACUAGGAGGACGGCGAGCUUCGGACGAUUCGCAGAAGGGAAAUCGAUGGCGCUGUACGCGGAUCACGACGCGCUCCGGGCGUCGGCGGCCGACCUGCGGAUCGUCACGUCGGACGGGCAGAGCAUCGCCGCGCACUCCUACGUUCUUGCCUCGGCGUCGCCGGUGCUGGAGCAGAUGAUUGACAGGGCGUGGCGCGGGUGGGGAGCCGAGUGCACCGUCCGCGUCCUCGGCGUCCUCUCCGACGCCGUCCUCGCCUUCCUCCAUUUCCUCUACUCCUCCAGGGUGGCGCCGGAGGAGGAGGAGGUGGUGGGCGCGCACGGGCCGCAGCUGCUGGCGCUGGCGCACGCGUACCGCGUGGGGUGGCUGAAGCGGGCCGCGGAGGCGGCCGUGUCGGCGCGGCUCACAGCGGAGCGCGCCGUGGACAUGCUGAAGCUGGCAAGGCUCUGCGACGCGCCGCAGCUGUACCUCCGGUGCGCGCGCCUCGCCGCCAAGGACUUCCCCGCCGUCGAGCGGUCCGAAGGCUGGCGCUUCGCGCGCCUCCACGACCCGGCCCUGGAGGGCGAGCUCCACCAGCUCCUCGAGGACGCCAAUCAGCGGAGGGAGCGGUGGGCGCGGGAGAGGGCGUCCCAGGAGGCGUACCGUCAGCUCGGCGAGGCCAUGGACUCCCUCGACCGCAUCUUCGCCGACGACGGCUGCUGCGACGCGCCGUCGACGGACAAGCCGUGCGCGGCGCGGGACAGCACCUGCCAGGGCCUGCGGCUGCUGAUGCGGCACUUCGCCACGUGUGCCCGGAAGAUCGCGCCGGGCGGCUGCGCGCGCUGCAAGCGCAUGCUGCAGCUCUUCCGCCUCCACGCCUCCAUCUGCGACAGGCCGGACCUGGACCAGCCAUGCCGAGUGCCGCUGUGCAGCCAUUUUAAAACCAAGAUGCAGAUGGAGAAGGCGGACAAGACAUGGCGGCUCCUGGUGAAGAAGGUGACGAGGGCCAGAGCAAUGUCUUCCUUGGCCGAAAGGAAGGUGCCGGAGGUUGUGGCACAGUCAUGGGCGAGGUACAGCAGCAGAUGGGCUAAGUUGAGAUGAAGAAGCACUACAUGUACAUGGCCAAUCUCCAUCGCAUGCAAUUUUGCUGCUGUCCUCUCUAGUUACUCUAAGUCGGAGUACGGCAGAACACAAUGUGACGCUGUCAAGUAGGUGGAGACAACUUAGGCAGAAUAGAAAUAAUAUUUACAUUUUCUAUGGGAAAUAAUAAAAUAUGAUGUGUAGGCCUUAUAUAUGUACUAAAAGUGGACUUGGUAUAUUAGCUGCAAUGAUGUUGUUCCUAAAACAAGGCUGUCAUAUUGUCAGAGGUUCAUCAGAGAUGCAAUGUGCUACAAGAAACUAUUUUUGGAUUUUCAGUA